AUGGCCGAAACCCCAAACGCUCGAGUAAAAAUCUAUGGUUCAAGCGUCCCUGGAAAUGUUUUCGUCAGGAAGAACCAAAUAGAUCUUCUGGCCAUAUUAAAAGCAAACAAAAUUGAUUACACUUUCGUCGAUGUUGCAGCCGACGAAGAUCAGUUGAAAUACAUAAAGAGAAAGAAUAAAGGACAGAAGGAAUUGCCACAGAUUUUUGUUGACGGAGAAUAUAAAGGAUUGUUUGAAGAUAUCGAAAAUGCGAAUGAAAUGAGAGAGCUGAAAAGUUUUUUAG
Messenger RNA from Acaulospora morrowiae, 283 nucleotides. The record is from the annotation of a GenBank genome assembly. NCBI's taxonomy places the organism in Eukaryota, Fungi, Glomeromycota, Glomeromycetes, Diversisporales, Acaulosporaceae.